AUUGUGUGUCUGAACCUGAAGGGGGAAAAUGCUGCGCUUCAUCUGCCUGUCCCUGCUGGGUGCCAUUGUCUCUGCAGGACACCCAUGUACUUCUUUCCCUGCGAGCCUGAUGCAGUUGGAUGCCGGCAGCGGGAUGGUGUUUGGAGUCUCAGAAAGUGGAAAUGUGUUUAACUGGACGGGAAAUGAAUUCCUCCUGGUACCCGGCCAGCAGCUGGCACAUGUGACCGUUGGACCUGCUGGCGUUUGGGGAGUGGGCAAAGACAAUGUUGUGUACAAACUGCUGGGCAACCAAUGGAAAACAAUAACAGGGGGAACUCUGAUUCAAGCAGACGCUGGAGGAGCAAUAUUUCUAGUCGGGGUAAACACCAACAAUAAGACUGUCUGCCUCAACAAUGGCUUCACCACAUCCAGGUGUAUGGCUGUGAGCUUCUCAACCAUGGAGGGGAGCUUCAUCUACUAUAGUUGUGGCCUCCUUGGUUGCUGGGCAGUGAGCAGUGACCCCAUAAACAAUGUGUUCUACCGUGAGAAUGUCGAUCAGACGGCCUGCCAGGGCAGCUCCUGGGUGCGGGUCGAUGGGAACAUGACUAGGAUUGAGGUUGGGACGGAUGGAACUGUCUUUGCAGUUGACUCAGAGGGCUACCUGUACAGAAGAUAUGGGAUCUCUCGUGAUAACCCGACCGGAACUACAUGGGACGUCCAGAACUACCCCCUGUAUAUUAACCAUGCUACUUACGAUAGCGGAACUUUGUGGUUUGUGGCUGAAAAUGGGGUGGUUCUGAAGUGUCAGGUUCCUGGCUCAGGACUGGUCUGAAACAUUUAACAAUAUUGCUACUUCGUUCUUUUAUUCAGCCUCGGUUUGGUUUGUGGAAAAACAAAUCAUUUUCAACCAAACUAGGAUAAUAGCAGUGAAGUCUUGAAAAACUUGGACUUAAAGAAGACUUGAAACCUAUGUCUUCAUUGGCCUGCCAUGUUCUCCUGAACAUUCCUGAAGAAGGAAGAUUCACCAUGUGUAUGGCGCAUCUCACUAAGCCUUGACUGUACAUAGAGCUUACGUAUUCUCUCCUGAGUGAGAUGUUUAGUAUAAAAGACUAUAAGAACAUUAUUAUGGGAUGCUAGAAAACUUGCUACAGUACUCUAUGCUGUAAAGGUUUAUACCAACUCAGAGUAGGUGCAUAUGUUUAGGUAAAAAAAAAACCCAGAGGGAACAGUGAAAAGGAAGCAAAAUCCAUAAAAAUCAUAAGAUCAUACACAAAAUAAAUAUGGCCCAAACUCAGUUUGUGAAAAUACCCCAGUUUGACUGGACAGAGCCCCUCGGUGUUGGCAUUUCACUUGUGCUUUGCUACCUUCCAUCAUGGUGGUCACCACUUGGUCUGCCAAUGGAGUUUUAGGAACCCCCCUUUUUUCCACACCCAACUAAGGCCUAGUCCAACCACCAUGCAUGUAAUUGAGUUAGACUAACUCUAAAUGCCAUCUAAAGGCUAAACAAUACUUAGACUAAAGGGAAGGAACAUUAAAGAUAAGCCCCCAAAUGUAAAAAAAAAGGUACAAAGUUUGCUUAGGAGCAGUAACCCAUAGCAACCAAUAAGAUGUUUAUUAUUAAACAGGUGACAAUAAAAUGCUACCUGCUGAUUGGUUGCUAUACAUUAUAAGAAGUGUAACUGACUGGUUGCCAAGGACUGACAAGAGGGUGGGGAUUAGGCAGGAAAACAGCAUCUUUCUUUUAAAGGGGAGUGGCGGCUUACCCUCAGGUAUCCCAUAAUGACAGUGGGACACAUAUCACAGGGGGGGUCACCCUAAUAAAUUAUUCCAAAUUAUUUUCUAUCAUGGUAGUUGAACAAAAUAAACUUCACUUACACUAUAUAAAUAAUCUAAAUCUUAUUUCCUUCAGUCUUGGAAUUGCACAGUCCCAGCAAGCAGCAAGGCGCCAUUUUGUUAGUAAGGGAAGCUUUUCAGCAUGUCUAAAUAUUGUGUAUGUGCCAGAAUGGGGGACCCAAAGCACUGGCUACACAAUUAGAUGAUGAGGAGGGAGGAGAAAAGUGAGAAAUGCAGUGACAUCCAGGAAGUGCUGAAUGGAAAGUGAAAGUUAUUGUCUGCCUAAGGCAUAGAGGCGGGGCAGGCAAUAUAUGAUUGACAGCUGGGAUUUUUAAAUGCCUUUAUAAUGGGUAUGGAUGUGUUAAUAAAAAAAAGUAAUUUGUACAGCUUAUUAUGUCUGGGUGACAGGUCCCCUUUAAGAGCUAUGCAUUGCAAGCUUGAAUAAGGUUUCAUUUUAGGUCAAGCAAUAUUCAUGCACAAGGUUAUACCCAUUGACACACUUGUAAAGCUGAUUAAAAAAUGGAAUUAAAAAAUACUGACACCCAUGUCAA
This is a messenger RNA of Xenopus tropicalis (tropical clawed frog), 2363 nucleotides long. Its product is annotated as fish-egg lectin. The record is from RefSeq and is a predicted model, not a curated record. Lineage: Eukaryota; Metazoa; Chordata; Amphibia; Anura; Pipidae. The transcript has 4 exons. The coding region runs from base 29 to 811 and encodes 260 amino acids.